This is a messenger RNA of Lycium barbarum (goji berry), 1554 nucleotides long. RefSeq lists its product as uncharacterized. The transcript has 2 exons. The coding region runs from base 424 to 972 and encodes 182 amino acids. The record is from RefSeq and is a predicted model, not a curated record. Lineage: Eukaryota; Viridiplantae; Streptophyta; Magnoliopsida; Solanales; Solanaceae.
CAGUGGAAUACAAAGGAAUAACGACGACGAUUAAUGUAAAAGAUUCAUGUAUAUGAAUCUCAAAACAUUCAUCUUGAGAUAUGUAAAGCCUUUAUUUGAAUAAAUACAUUACUUUAACAAAGUCAGACUAACUGCAUUUCCUUCCCAUUAAGAGCUCCAGGAGGAAAACUCCAAAGGAAUAAACAUCAACUUGAGUAAUUGUAGAAGCAACAAGUAGUUGUGUAUACAAGUUAAGUUGCUGAAGUAGAAACAGUUGCAGCAACUUGCCAGAGUUCAGAGGUACUAUUGAUAUUGUAAUCCCUGAAAAUGGAAGUAAAGUGGGACAAUAUAUGAGGUUGAAAUUCAGACUGAAUAUCCCUAAGCCGCUGCCUAGAGGUAAACCGAUAAAGUUAGGAUUGGAAACAAAAUGGGUUGAAACAAGAUAUGAAAACCUUCCUUAUCUUUGUUAUUAAUGUGGUAUUGCUUGGACAUAAUGUUAAGAAUUGUGUCCAAAGAGCCAAGGAUGCACAAUUAGGCACGCUAAAAAGCGAUCAGUUUGGGACAUGGUUAAAAGCAGAGAGUCAUGUUCUUUUCUCGGAAGUUCAGAGGCGCCAAGGGAUAAACAGUACUGAUAAGCAUCCUAAGGCGAGAAAUCUAAGCUCAGAAAUGGCAGAAGGGAGAAGAGUUGUAGGAAUUAUAAACAGUUUGCAGAACCUGGAAGGGGCAGUUGAAUCAAAAGGUAAGAAUAUUAUGGUUUUGAACGAGGAAGAUGACAUUGUGCUGAACAAAGAGGAAACAAACCAAGUACAGUCUAUGGAUUUAACAAAUUAUGGAUCAUGUGAGCAGGAAGUCAACAGUGACGGCAAUAAUGCUGAAGAGGGAACUUCUGGUGGUAUCAAAACGAUCUCUAUAAAGUGUGUGGAUAUGGAUUUGGGAAAGGAAGUUGUGCGCUUACAGUUGCCAGAAGGAAGAGAGGAUGCUGCUGAGCUUUAGUCGAAGGAGUUGAAAAAAUCAUACAUCAGGUUACCAUGGGCGGUGAUCAAAUAAACCAUAACAAUAUCAAUAUCAUAGAAAGACAAAAGGACCAGGUUUCCAAGUAGAAAAAGAAAAAGCAAGCAUUGUAAUGGAGGCUAUGGGAUAGCUGUGGUCAUUUGCUUCAUGCCUUUUGGUACCCCUAUUCAAUUUGUAGGGAAGGCCAUAACCGCUGAAGCACUAGCAAUUCGGGAGGCAUUCGAGGGAGCGCUACAACAUGGUUGGUCAAAGGUUCAUAUACUAUCAGACGCAAAGAAUGUGAUACAAAUGUUACAAAAGAAGUUGAUAAUAUCUUGAGAAAUAGAUACCACAUGGGAGGAUAUAUGACGACUGGUCUUUUGAAGAGAUUCAGCUUGUAUAUAUUCCUUGCACAUGGAAUGUGCUAGCUCAUAAUUUAGCUAAAUUCUCUAUUUCCCUUUCAUAUAGAGUUUCUUGGGAUUCUGCUUUCCCAUUUUGGGUUGUAAAUGACGCAAUGACGUCUUACAGACAAUUGAAGCAUGUUAUGCAGUAAUAAAAUGCAGUUGUUUAUUGGAAAAAAAAAAC